UCCCCACGUAUUUGCCAAAGACCACAGUGAUAGCUCCUCGUGAAUAUUCCACCAACCAAAACCAUUGCAUUUACGUAAUUUCCACAACCUUCAACCACCUCAUACAAACUCACUCAUGUCUAUCUUCACAAGCUCUUAUAUUGUCUUUACUACUUUGUUAGCCAUACAAACAUAUUGAAAGAGAAAGAGAGAGAGAGAGAGAAAAGAGAAAGUAAGAAAGAGAUGGGGGUGGUGAUAAUAGAUGGAUCAACGGUGCGUGACUUUGUGAGCGAUGAGGCUCAGUUCAAGAAGAGCGUGGAAGAGAGGUUUGCAGCUUUCGAUCUCAACAACGAUGGUGUUCUUUCGCGCGGCGAGCUCCGCAAGGCCUUUGAGUCCAUGAGGCUCCUGGAGACCCACUUCGGCAUCGAUGUGGUGACCACUCCGGAUCAGCUAUCCCAGCUCUACGACUCCAUAUUCGAGAAGUUUGACUGUGAUCGCAGUGGGACUGUGGAUGUGGAGGAGUUCAGGGCAGAGAUGAAGAAGAUCAUGCUUGCUAUUGCUGAUGGGCUUGGGUCCUGUCCCAUUCAGAUGGCUCUUGAGGAUGGUGAUGAAAGUUUGCUUAAAAAGGCUGCAGAUCUUGAGGCUUCUAAGUCUAAUUCUAAGGCCUCCUUCUAGUCCUACUCCUCAUCAUUCCUUAACAAUCUUAUCCAAUCCAAUCUCACUGCUAUGCAUUGCAGAUGCUUCUUCUGGGCUGGGUUUCUAGUUUCCACUAUAUAUAUGCAUUUUUUUUUGGUGAAAAAUAAAUAAAUUAUGUAUAUAUAUGCAUAUUAUGAGUGAUGUUCUUCGUGUAGUCUUUCUCUCUAUUAUGUGCAAUAUUUUUAUCUAAUCUAAAUAAGUGAGCAAGUACAAAAU
Molecule: messenger RNA, 891 nt
Organism: Quercus lobata
Lineage: Eukaryota; Viridiplantae; Streptophyta; Magnoliopsida; Fagales; Fagaceae
Product: Calcium-binding EF-hand family protein
Exons: 1
Coding region: 223-654 (143 amino acids)
Molecular function (GO): calcium ion binding
Source: RefSeq, a predicted model, not a curated record